AUGAAUUUGGACGACACCAUUUUGCAGCUGAAGGACAAGAUUUCCAUGAUGAAGACACGUCAGAAACUAAAACUGCAGGAGAUGUCGGUGAGGUUGAAAUCGGGUGAGGAAUUGCAUGACCAUUGUUCGCUGCGAGAUUGUGGGAUGUUAAAUAUUUCACAUGUUUACGUGCACAAAACAUUGCCACAACAACCGAGAUUAAGUUCUGCAGCUUUCGGACCAAAGAUGUUGAAGUUGAUGGUGGUUCUCAAGGGUGGGACUCACAAGAUACCUAUUGAAGUCAAUUCUCUUAACAGAGUGGAAGAAUUGAAGUUUGAGUUGGAAAAGUUUCACAAACAUCUUCUUCCCGAAAACGGUCGUUAUUUCUUCACUUACCAGAAGAAGGGUUAUGUCAUGUCUGAUACACAUGCUUUUAGUUGGUAUAUGAUUGAAGAUGGUGACACCAUUCAAAUCACUCCUCAACAAGAAUAG
This is a messenger RNA of Cajanus cajan (pigeon pea), 471 nucleotides long. RefSeq lists its product as uncharacterized. The record is from RefSeq and is a predicted model, not a curated record. Gene Ontology annotation, biological process: proteasome-mediated ubiquitin-dependent protein catabolic process. Gene Ontology annotation, cellular component: cytosol; nucleoplasm. Lineage: Eukaryota; Viridiplantae; Streptophyta; Magnoliopsida; Fabales; Fabaceae. Gene Ontology annotation, molecular function: proteasome binding; polyubiquitin modification-dependent protein binding; ubiquitin binding.